This is a messenger RNA of Corticium candelabrum, 2836 nucleotides long. Its product is annotated as zinc finger MYM-type protein 1-like. Gene Ontology annotation, molecular function: protein dimerization activity. Lineage: Eukaryota; Metazoa; Porifera; Homoscleromorpha; Homosclerophorida; Plakinidae. Bases 211 to 2670 code for a protein of 819 amino acids. The transcript has 2 exons. The record is from RefSeq and is a predicted model, not a curated record.
CAAGGGCGUCACGUCUUAGGGGCUAGAGAGGGCGCUAGCCCCCCCACUUUUUUAGGGCGUGGCUUGCUAUAUUUUGAGUCAAUUCUAUUUUCAACGUUAAUUAAACAGAAGUGUAGCUUGUCUUUAGCUAAAUUAGCUGAUUCAGCAUAGAUGUAGUACUGCUAUGAAGGACUGCCUGGAAAUCGAGGCUAAAGCACCCGGAUACGGAAAAUGUCAGCGGGAGACAGCUGUCACAGCAGCAGCUCUGUCAGCCUCAGCAGCGACAAGAACACAAAGCGGAAAGGACAGAAACUCCUUACCACCUUUCUAAGAUCAAGAACUUCCCUGCAGCCAGAGUCGUCUCACUCCAAGUCUUUGUCAUCUUUUUGUACGUCAAGGUUCGACGAUACAGCUAGUUCUAUCGUGACUGUGACUGUCUCUACUAGUACUACUGCUAGUGAAUCUGGCCCGAAAGAUUCUGUGUGUCAUGCGUUUGAUCCUUGCCGAGGUCCAACUGCUUGUUCUGUGACCAAUGGCCCGUAUCAACCUUGUGCAAAAGAACUGCCGCAUGGGAAAUUUCCUCAGACGAAAUCUGGCACUUGUAAUAGGUCCUUUCAACCACACUGGUACACACAAUUUUGCUGGCUUGAGUACAGCCCUGCAGCGGAUUCCGCGUUCUGCUUUCCUUGUCGGCUGACAGUAAAGCAUAACCUGGAUAAACAAGGUUGUCCAGACCAAGCGUUCGUGAGUAGAGGUUUCAGGAAGUGGAAGUCAGCAGUAGCUGACAUGAGGCGUCACGAGGAAUCUUUGAGUCAUAUUUCAAAUGUUGGAGUGUGGAAGAAUAGCCAACAGCAGGAUGCAACCAGAGGAAGUGUUAUGCAACAGUUGAGUACAGCCUACCAGACACAAGUAGAGCUGAACAGACGCAAUUUACGUAAAAUUUUUGAAGUAAUUUUUUUAAUGGGAAGACAAAACAUCCCAUUGAGAGGCCACGAUGAAUCUAAAGAUUCUCACAACAGAGGAAAUCUGCUGGAAUUUCUUGAAUAUCUGUCACGGUACUGCCCUGACUUAAAACGCCAUUUGGAAGGAAACUUUCACUACGUAAGCCCCAAAAGCCAAAACGACAUGUUGAAACUCAUUGCAUCUAACAUUCAGAAGAGAAUUACGACAGCUGUCAAACACUGCGGCUUCUUUGGACUAAUAUGUGACGAGUCACAAGACAUAUCAAGGGUAGAACAAAUGUCUGUCAAUGUAAGGUUUGUAACAGACAGCCUGAAUGUAGAGGAGAGGUUUCUUGGAUUUUGGCCUUUAAAAGGUACUGACGGAGAAAGUCUGUUUCAGCAACUGACGCAAGUUUUGCUUGAGACGGGCCUAUCAAUGUCUAUGGUACGGGCACAGUGUUAUGAUGGAGCGUCAAGCAUGUGCGGGAAGCACUCAGGUUUAGCUACCAGGCUUCAGGAGGUCGAGAAGAAAGCUGGAUAUGUGCAUUGCCAUGCCCACAGAUUGAACCUCAGUCUUCAAAACAGCUGCGAGAACGUUACAGAUGUGCGAAACGUUCUAGGUGCUGUUUCCAGUCUCUAUAAUUUACUUGAAGGAUCAGCCAAGAGACAUGAAAAGUUUCAAGAUGUGCAACGAAGACAGAACGAAGGAAAGGGCCCGCAAGCAGUACUCCAACGACCAUGUCAUACUAGGUGGGGUUCCAGGCACGCAGCAGUCCAUACUGUUAGGCAACAGUUUGCAUCAAUUCUGAUUGCUCUGGACGAACUCUCUGACGAUGCUGCGAUCGGAAGUGAAGCUCACUGUUUACUGACUGUUGUAUCUUCAUUCAAUUUUCUCUUCUAUGUGUCCGUUCUAGACACUCUACUAGGAUUAAUCUCUCAUCUAUCCCAGUACCUGCAGGGAGAGAACGUAGAUCUUCAGGCAGCAAAAAGAUCAGCUGAUAGCGUCAUUGCUACUCUACAAAGUUUCAGAACAAAUGAAAGUUUUGAGAAUUUCUGGCAGUCAUCGGAGAAAGAGAGUAAAGCAAAAAACCUGACUCCACCAGCUCUCCUUCGAGCUCGUCGACCUUCUCACCGAAUUGACGAACGAAGCACGACCCAAUAUCAGCCACUGUCACCAAAAGAACGUUAUCGACAAGCAUAUUAUGAAUUAUUGGAUAUCAUGGUAUCAGACCUAACUCGACGCUUUUGUAGCAAAGAUUACCGUGUGUUCUGUGGAAUUGAGAAGUUGUUGUCCGAGUCAGUCUCGUUAUCGGCGCCAGAUCAGUCGCUUGUGAGUGAGAUAUUACACUUUUACACAGGUGACUUUGACAACACUCAGUUCACGUCUGAAAUAAGAGUAUUUUACAAUUAUUCUAAACUGCACUUUUCUAAAGACGUUGUGGAGACCGGUAACAUAGGUGCUCUUGCUCGUCAGUUUGUUUCUCUCCGUUGCACAGAAUUGUUUCCCCAAGUCUUCAAACUGUUCAAGUUGUUUCUCUGCAUUCCUGCUACAUCUUCAACUGCAGAGCGGUCGUUUUCUGCUCUAAGGCGACUAAAAUCAUGGCUGCGAACUAGGAUGGCUGACGAGCGCCUCCGGUCCCUUGCUCUGAUGUGCUUCGAAUGCGACAUUGCUAAGGAACUGGAGAGUAAUAUUGAUGAUCUUGUUUCACAAUUUGGUGCUCUUUGUGACAGACGUCUUCCUCUACAAUAGUUAGUAAACUUUUUGUAAUGUUGAUAUUAAAAAGAAUUUAAUAUAUAUGACGCCAUGAAUUACGUCACAUAUCUCAGCUUCAAAUUUGCGCCCCCCCACUUUUGGGACCCAUGUGACGCCCUUGGUGUACUGUAGUAUACUGUAUGUAGUAUACCGUCAUUUGGUG